ACAGUUUCUUCUGCAACUUCUCUUCUUUUUAACUUCUCUGUUUCUGUCUGUCCCACACUCUUCACUUUCCUUUCCUUUUUCCUUCUAAUUAUUUGUCAGUUUUUAGCUUCAAAUAUCUUUUAAAACCCUCACCCUCUUUCCAGUUGGUCUUGUUUUUCUAUCUCUAAUUCGUCGAUAUCUCAAAGACUCUCCUCAUUCGACUGCUCACUUUGUAGCUCAGCCGGUCGAAUUUGGUCUUAAUUAAGGAAUGGCUGGGAAAGUUGUCAGCGCUCUGUCCGCUAGUUUUUCUGAGUACGAGAUUCUGGAAGGUGAUGAUGACAAACUUAGAACCGUGGUAGCGGCUUCGAGUCAGAGACUUCCAUGGAUUGACCCGUCAAAAGUGAAACUUACGCAUAGAAUUGGUAGGGGACCCUUUGGUGAUGUUUGGUUAGGAACUUAUCAUAGUUCGACUUCAGAUUAUGAUCAGUCUUAUGAAGUAGCCAUCAAGAUGUUGCAUCCAAUUAAGCAGGAUGACAUGAGGACUUUGUUGGAUAAGUUUGAUGAUUUAUAUUCUAAGUGCCAAGGUGUGAAUAAUAUUUGUUCUCUACAGGGAACUUCUGUUAUAAAUGGAAAGAUAUGUAUCAUUAUGAAAUUUUAUGAAGGAUCAAUUGGGGAUAAAAUGACUCGCCUUAAGGGAGGAAAGCUCUCACUUCCUUGUGUUUUGAGGUAUGGGAUCAAUUUGGCGCUGGGAAUUUCAGAAUUGCACUCAAGAGGGAUCUUGGUUCUUAACCUUAAACCUUUUAACUUUCUUCUUAAUGGCACUGACCAAGCAGUUCUAGGAGAUAUUGGCAUUCCAUAUUUGCUCCUGGGAAUUAGAUUGCCCAGCUCAGAUAUGGCACACAGGCUUGGAACGCCCAAUUACAUGGCUCCAGAACAGUGGCACCCGGAAACAAGAGGUCCAAUAUCAUUUGAGACUGAUUCAUGGGGAUUUGCAUGCAGCAUUGUGGAAAUGCUCACCGGCAUUGUUCCUUGGAGUGGGAAAUCAGCUGAUGAAAUUUAUGAUCUGGUUGUCAGAAAACAGGAAAAACCACUUAUUCCAAGUGGCCUUCCUCCUCCGGUUGAGAAAGUUCUUAUUGGCUGCUUUGAGUAUGACUUCAGAAGUCGUCCUUUGAUGAAACACAUAUUAGAGGUGUUUAACAGCAACCACAUUCUCAGCUCAGAGAUUGGAGGUGAAGAUGAUGUGCAAUGGACAGGUCUUGGGAGCACAACAGUAUCAGACAAUUUAAGUAGCAUUACUGGCUACACAGAGUGGUUUCUUUCAAAGGAUCCUUUGCAAGUGGGUGACAUUGUGCGUUCCAGAAAGCCACCUAACUCAUGCAAACCUGAAAAUAUGAAUGUUCCUGAAGGAACCGUGGUGGGUUUAGAACGCAGCACAGAUCAUGAUGGUUUUGCUUUGGUGAGGGUUCAUGGCAUUCAUGACCCUAUAAGAGUUCAUUUUUCGACACUGGAGAGGGUCACUCUUGGCUUAGCAGCUGGGGACUGGAUACGCUUGAAAGAGGAAGACAAAAGGCACUCCCCAGUAGGUAUUCUUCAUUCCAUUGACCGUGAUGGAAGUAUUGCUGUUGGGUUUAUCGGGUUGGAAACUCUUUGGAAGGGAAAUUCUUCAGAGUUUCAGAUGGCAGAAUCUUACUGCGUUGGUCAGUUUGUUAGGCUGAAAUCUAACGUGCUUAGCCCUCGCUUUGAUUGGCCUCGUAAAAGAGGAGGCAUUUGGGCUACUGGGAAAAUUUGCUGGAUCCUGCCAAAUGGAUGCCUUGUUGUUAAGUUCCCAGGCAGAUUAACUAUUGGAGAGGAAUUUGGCAAAUUUUUGGCUGAUCCAGCUGAAGUGGAAGUGGUUUCUUUUAAUAAUUGUCCAGGGUUGGUGAAGAAGUAUCAACAUCUUGAGGAUUUUCACUGGGCUGUGAGGCCAUUUCUAGUUGCAUUGGGUCUAUUAACGGUGAUGAAGGUGGGAUUUUUUGUUGGAAAGAGAAUCGGUAAGUCAAAGGUGAAGCGACAGAGCAGUGCAAUUCAGAGUGCUUUCCAACAUAUGGAUGGGCAGACUGCCGGCAACCCAGCUUGGCUUCCACCACCUGUGGCGAAUAUUCUUUUCAGGGAAGGUGCUGCCCGGUAGUUUCCUGGCCUAGUUCAUAUACCAGUAGGCAAUCUUACUAACUCUGCUGGGUUGCAGUAGGAAACAGUUUCUGCGGUAAAUGGUUAAUUACAUCUUAUUGUGAGCAUCUUAUCUUAUAUGCUUAGUUGUAUAUAUACUAGUGCAGUCUCUUUGCUUAUACACAUAACCAGCUGAUCCAACUUUUUUGGAUUUUGGCUAUCAGAAUAUUGAUCGACCUUUAGUUGAUUUGUUGCUGGUAUCUUGUUGGAUGUCCAACUCAAAAGGAAAAAAUAGAAAUGUCAAGGUGUUAGAAUUUAAGUGUUA
This is a messenger RNA of Theobroma umbraticum, 2449 nucleotides long. Its product is annotated as Protein kinase superfamily protein. Gene Ontology annotation, molecular function: protein kinase activity; ATP binding. NCBI's taxonomy places the organism in Eukaryota, Viridiplantae, Streptophyta, Magnoliopsida, Malvales, Malvaceae. Gene Ontology annotation, biological process: protein phosphorylation. The record is from RefSeq and is a predicted model, not a curated record.